Eucalyptus grandis is the source of this 2206-nucleotide messenger RNA. Its product is annotated as wall-associated receptor kinase-like 1. The transcript has 2 exons. Gene Ontology annotation, cellular component: plasma membrane. Gene Ontology annotation, molecular function: protein serine/threonine kinase activity; ATP binding; polysaccharide binding. Bases 19 to 2046 code for a protein of 675 amino acids. Lineage: Eukaryota; Viridiplantae; Streptophyta; Magnoliopsida; Myrtales; Myrtaceae. The record is from RefSeq and is a predicted model, not a curated record. Gene Ontology annotation, biological process: protein phosphorylation; cell surface receptor signaling pathway.
CUUCUGGUUUUCCUCACGAUGCAAGCAUCAGGAGCUGCAGCUGGACUUGCAAAGCCCAAAUGUGUUGAAAAAUGUGGGAACGUCAGCAUUCCCUUCCCCUUCGGAGUAGGUGCCGGGUGUUUCUUGGAUCCCUGGUAUGAGAUCGUCUGCCAAAAUAGGUCGGUUCCAAUACUAUAUAAGAAUGGAUUGCGAGUUCUCAACAUUUCACUUCCCAAUUAUUAUCAAUCCAUGGAUGGCAUGAUCAGUGUCAGUCUUCCAUUAAUAUACUCAAAUGCAAGCUGCUGGGGCGAAGGACCUGGUGGGCCGGUGAACCUUGAAGGAAGUCAAUUUAUCUUCUCCCAGACAUGGAACGUCUUUACAUCGGUCGGUUGCAACACCCUAGCAACAGUGAAUAGUACAGAGUCAGUUGUUGUUGGUUGCCGGUCGAAAUGUGCUGGAACCAGCACCAACAUUAGCCAGUAUAAUGCUUGUUCUGGGAGGGACGGAUGCUGCCAGACUACACUCCCCGAUAACCUUCGGGGCUUUAGUGUGGAUUUUAAGGAAGAAGGUGGACCUCAGGGAUGCAAGUACGCUUUCCUGGCAGAUAGAUCAUGGUUCUUGAGGUCUAACGUUACAGGUUUAUAUGAUUUGAGUUUGAAUGAUACAGUUCCAGUGGUGUUGGAAUGGGGGAUUUCAAGCAAAACCAACUACGAACUCAAGCUUUUCCUGCAAGGCUAUGGCUCGGGCUAUCUUGAUCCCUUCAGAUGUAGCAGAUACAGCCUCUAUGGAUUGUAUACGAGUCGAAUGCCAUUCAUACAGUGCUUUUGCAACAGGGGGUAUAGGGGUAACCCCUAUCUUACUGAAGGAUGCCAAGGGGUUGGGGCAGCCUUUGGGGCACUAGUUUUGUGUCUUGUCUUAUGGAGGUUGUACAAAUACGUCAAGAAGAGAAGAGAAAUCAAACUCAAAGAGAAGCACUUCAAACGCAAUGGUGGCCUUUUGUUGAAAAGUGAGCUAUCUUCACCAGAAGGCAAUGUCGAAAAAAGUAAAUUGUUCAAUUCCAAGGAUUUAGAGAAGGCCACAGACAAUUUUAAUGAUGAUAGGAUACUUGGGCAAGGUGGACAAGGUACUGUUUACAAGGGAAUGUUAACAGAUGGAAAAAUAGUUGCGAUUAAAAAAUCAAAAGUGAUUGACGAGGGAAAAGUUGAACAGUUCAUAAAUGAAGUCCUCAUCCUCUCACAAAUCAACCAUAGGAAUGUGGUUAAAUUAUUGGGGUGUUGCUUAGAGACGGAAGUCCCGCUUUUAGUGUAUGAGUUCAUACCAAAUGGGACUCUAUACCAAUAUCUACAUGACCCAAAUCAAGAGUUUCAUGUUUCGUGGGACACGCGGCUACGGAUUGCAACUGAAAUUGCAGGAGCCUUAUUCUACUUGCAUUCAGCAGCCUCUAUUCCCAUUUAUCAUCGAGACAUCAAGUCCACCAAUAUCCUUUUGGAUGAGAAAUAUCGGGCAAAAGUGGCGGAUUUCGGUACUUCCAAGUCAGUUUCCCUUGAUCAAACUCAUGUAACCACAUUGGUACAGGGUACUUUCGGCUAUCUAGAUCCCGAAUAUUUCCAGUCAAGUCAGUUCACUGAUAAAAGUGAUGUGUACAGCUUUGGAGUGGUACUUGCUGAACUCUUAACAGGGCAAAAGCCAAUUUCUUCACUGAGGGAACAAGAAGGAAGAAGCCUCGCAACAUAUUUCAUAAUCUCGAUGGAAGAGAACCAUUUGUUCGACAUUGUUGAUGCUCAAGUUUUGAAAGAAGGUAAAAAGGAAGAGAUUGCAUCAGUUGCUAACCUUGCGAAAAGGUGCUUAAACUUGAAUGGGAGGAAACGACCUGCAAUGAAAGAAGUGGCAAUGGAGUUGGAAGGUAUAAGGAAGCUCCAAAAUCCUUCAGUUAUUUUGCAAAAUCAAGAGAACCACAAGGCAACUGAAUCUUAUAAUGCUGCUUUUCCAUCUAACAAGUCAAACAUUGACAUGGAUGUCAUUACAUUUUCGGAUGUUCAGCCACUCUUGCCUAGUGAGUCGUGGUGAAGAUUUGUUCGGCCUCUUACUCUUAUGGGUCAUAUUGCUCUGUUUGUCAUGGAAAUCAGUCUUCAGACCAAAAGAAAGAGAAAAUAAAGAAUGGAGGAAAACUCAUUCCUUCACUAAUAGGACUAGUUAGUUACCCAUUGGUUAUGAAGUUAUUCUCGAU